Bradysia coprophila is the source of this 1346-nucleotide messenger RNA. RefSeq names its product WD repeat-containing protein 91. The record is from RefSeq and is a predicted model, not a curated record. Gene Ontology annotation, biological process: early endosome to late endosome transport; negative regulation of phosphatidylinositol 3-kinase/protein kinase B signal transduction. Gene Ontology annotation, molecular function: protein binding; phosphatidylinositol 3-kinase inhibitor activity. NCBI's taxonomy places the organism in Eukaryota, Metazoa, Arthropoda, Insecta, Diptera, Sciaridae. Gene Ontology annotation, cellular component: late endosome membrane; early endosome membrane.
AUUUCUUAUCUCGUCGUCCCUCCGAACAUAAAAAUAUUUUCGGGAUUGGGGUACUCUUUCGAGACUUUAUUGUUUGAAAUUUGAAUGUGAAACCAUUUCGUUUAAUAAUAUUGCACGGACCAGCUGAAACAAACAUAAUUUCCUAGAAAACAGCAAAUUUCGAACCGUGUCAGUGGUGUCCUCUGUGCAUAAACAACUGUUAUUAUUUUGUUAUGGCUUUCGAUCGGUGUCGGUUCAGCUUCUGAUAUGUUUUUGACAAACAUUUUUUUUAAUGGUAAAAAGUUCCAAAAUAAACUUCGAAAAUUUUUGUAGCCAAACAGAUUCGCCAAAUUUACGGGAGAAAGACAUAUUGCACCAUGGCCCAUAUUCAGUACGUCGAUGGGCUGAUACGAGAAUAUUUAUUGUUUCGCGGACUGCCAAAUUCUCUUAAAACAUUCGACAGCGAAUUGAAGAACGACAAAGAUAAGGGAUUUCGUGCAGAUAAGAUCGUAGAGCAAAUAACCCAUUCAAUUAGCGUUCAGGAUCUUCAGAGUUUACGUGAAUUAUGGAACCAUUUGGAUGGACAUUUGUUUAGCAAAUUGGAGCAUUCGUUCGCCUCGGCGGUGAAAAAACUGGAGCACAGCGUUCUGAAACUGUAUCUGGUGACGGCAUUCUCAUCGAAUAAACCAGAGAAAAUCACAGAAUUUUUUACCAAACUUGCACAGGAAUUGCAUUCACAAACCGAAUGGAAGGAAUGGUUUUUUUUUCCAUUCUGUAAAAACCCGGAGGAGCAUCAAAUAUUUGGCGUAUGCUUUUCCAAGCAGUGGCAAGACACACUUCUCGUCUCUUUGCACAAUUUCUUAGCAACAAUUUUCCAAUGCAUGCCUCAACCAGCAUUGAUCCGAGCCGAAGCUGAAGCGUCGCUCAUCCGAAAGCUGCAAGACGAAAAUCAAAUGUUACGCAAUCGAAUACAAGCAAUGAUCCAACAGCAAUCUCAUCCAUCGGCCACCGCAUCUACCUCACAUCAAUCGCGUUUAUCUACAUUCCACAGCCAGAAGAAUUUCGAAAGACAAGCACGAACCAGUUCAAAUCCACAAACUCUCGACGAUAUCAUUCCAUUCGACAUUAAGCCACCGAAUCAUAUCAUAGAUGAUUUCUACACAAUUGCUCAAGAAACGUUGACGAUUAGCAGUACGGCCGAAUCUCAAGCGAGGGGACUGCGGUCGCUGAUCAAGAAUAUCAGUUCAGGUACGAGUCCAGUGCUGGGCAGGAAAGAGUCACUGGACAGGGGAAAGAAGCGAUCUGGCAGUGUAGGAAGUCGGUCAUGGAAUUUACACUAGAGUUCAAUUAAAGUUUAUACAAACGAA